AUGCCUCGCGGAGUAGGUUUUCUCUCGCAUGAUCCACGUUGGGAUUCACCACGUGCUGUCACACCUGCAACUGGAGACUCUAUUUAUCACAGUGCCGAAGACACCGGGCUCACUAGUCCUAUCGAAAGCGUAUUUACCAUCUACUACUACCAUCUACUACCUUGUGAUGCAGACCAGCUGGACAAGACAGGUUCUGACGAUCUUCGAACUGCCGAUGGUGCGAUUUCUACAACUUUUUUGCCACCGAAUACCACAGCAUUGCUGCAGCCGAUGGACCAAAAUAUUAUACAAAUGGUCAAAUCAAACUACCGACAGAAGUUGAUGCGUGAAAUUCUUGUCCGUCCUGGAGAAUUUGAUGACAAAGUUAAACAUAUUAACAUCAAAGAUGCUAUAUUUUGGGUUGCUGAAGCAUGGAAUGCAGUACCGGCUGUUUCCAUAUCAAAAUCAUGGAAAAUGCUGUGUCGUGGUACGGAAUUCAAUGACGAGGAUGAUGUUCCACUGUCGGUUGUGAAAGAACGCCUCAAAUCGAUCCAGCAACAAUUAAUUGAGCAAGACAACACUGUGCAGGAAGAGGAUUUGGAGUUCGAUUUCAUGAACGAUGAGGAGAUAGUUAACAGCAUUUUGCAUCCAAACACGUCGUUCUACGAGAGUGACGACACAUUUUCUACUACGCAAGAUGCAAAUGCUUCAUCAACAAUGAAAUGCGCCCCAAUUGACAUGGAAGAGGAUUCAAGACAACUCGUUUCGAAUGAAUCGGCAUUGUACGGCAUAGAUGCAGUUAUCUCUUGGGCGGAAGAAAACCGUUUGCCAUUGGAGAGACAAUUUAUGUUACGCGAAUUACGUGGAAAUAUAAUGGAGAAAAUUAUUACAUCCAGAAAUGCUAAUGCCUAA
This is a messenger RNA of Wyeomyia smithii (pitcher-plant mosquito), 891 nucleotides long. RefSeq names its product tigger transposable element-derived protein 2-like. Gene Ontology annotation, molecular function: nucleic acid binding. Bases 1 to 891 code for a protein of 296 amino acids. The transcript has 3 exons. NCBI's taxonomy places the organism in Eukaryota, Metazoa, Arthropoda, Insecta, Diptera, Culicidae. The record is from RefSeq and is a predicted model, not a curated record.